UUCCUCGAUGCAAUUGUUUCUCUCUUGUCUUGUUCCUCCUCCAGUGAAGAACAAGGCCCAUGACUCAACUUGUCGAAAGCAACUUUCAAAGUUACGUCCAUGUCCAAACAAGUAUCACUUAGUUAUGAACCAUGUACAAGGAGGAACCCACAAAAGAAAAGUUGCUUUGGUUUCGUUGGGCUGUCCGAAAAACACAGUUGAUGCAGAAGUGUUAUUAGGAAACUUGAAAAGGAAAGGCUUCCAAAUUGUUGAGAAAAUGGAAAAAGCAGACGCUGUGAUUAUCAAUACUUGUGGUUUCAUAGAGGAUGCUAAGAGAGAGUCUUUGAGUUUUAUUUUCCAGGCGUUGGAUUGGAAAAAGAAACACCUGAAAGGAGUUAUUGUAACAGGCUGUUUGGCACAACGAUACGCUGAAGAAUUGGCUGCACAAAUACCACAAGUUGACGCAGUCGUAGGGUUUGAAAGUUAUGCUAAUGUAGCUCAAACGUUGAACCAAAUAUUCUCCCAACAAGAAGCUAGUCGUGUUCAAGUGGGAAAAGCUACCGUUCCUUUUCAGACAGAAUACAUUCGUCACCCAUUAACACCCAAACAUAGUGCCUAUUUAAGGGUAGCAGAAGGUUGCAAUCAUGAAUGCUCUUUUUGUAGUAUUCCGAGUUUUCGAGGAAGAUUUCGCUCAAAACCUUUUCAAAGUGUCAUAGAGGAAGCAAAGAUGUUGGUUGAAGGAGGGGUUUGUGAACUCAAUAUCAUUGCUGAAGAUACCAAUCAGUACGGUAUGGACUUUGGUAAUCAAGACCAAAGGAGAUUGGCUGAUCUUUUAUAUGAAUUGGCCAACCUAUCUUCAUUGAAAUGGAUUCGUCUGUUGUAUUGUUAUCCUUCUUAUUUUUCACCAGCUCUCAUACGAGCUAUAGCAGAAAUUCCUCAAGUAGUGAAGUAUAUCGAUAUUCCUCUGCAACAUGCAUCCGAUGGAAUUCUAACAAGAAUGAAUAGACCCAACAGUCAAUAUACUCGUCAACUUUUAUAUCAAUUGAAGCAGAAUAUUCCAGAAUUAUGUUUAAGAAGUACUUUUAUUUGUGGGUUUCCAGGAGAAACGGAAAAAGAUCAUCAGGAACUGGUUAGGUUUAUUAAGGAGUUGGGAUUUUCUCGAGCUGGAUUCUUUACUUAUAGUUUGGAAGAAAAUACUAGUGCUUAUUCCAUGGAUGGUCAUGUUCCUGAUGAAGUAAAGCAAGCCAGAAAGGAUGAGUUGGUUUCCUUACAGCAGUCCAUUCAGGAAUCAUUUGCUAUGAAAUGGGUUGGAAAGAAGAUAAAUGUGCUCAUCGACAAAGUGGAACAGGGAUAUUCUAAAGGACGAGCUUAUUUUGAUGCACCUGAGAUUGAUGGAGUUGUUUAUGUUUUACAGCAACUAUCACCUGGAAGAAUAUAUUCAAUAGAAAUAUUAGGAACGAAUGGUUGGGAUUUAUAUGGACACAAGUAAGUACCAUAGUCUGUCAACAAUAAAUGGUAACAAGUUAAC
Galdieria sulphuraria is the source of this 1507-nucleotide messenger RNA. RefSeq lists its product as uncharacterized. Gene Ontology annotation, molecular function: aspartic acid methylthiotransferase activity; 4 iron, 4 sulfur cluster binding. Gene Ontology annotation, cellular component: cytoplasm; cytosol. The transcript has a single exon. Gene Ontology annotation, biological process: tRNA modification. Bases 8 to 1468 code for a protein of 486 amino acids. The record is from RefSeq and is a predicted model, not a curated record. Lineage: Eukaryota; Rhodophyta; Bangiophyceae; Galdieriales; Galdieriaceae.